UACUACUUUAUCAAAAAUGGAAGACAGUGAUAAGUUUUCCCAAAAGAAGUUGAAAUUGUUUUCUGUGGUGGAUUUUCUAGUUUCAUAAUGUGCACAAAUAGGCAUUCUCAAUAGGACUCUAGUCAUCAACACUUGAAUGCUCUAAUAUUGUUCAUCGGUGAAGACGUAUUACACGGGCAUUGUGUUUUGUUAUUGUUUUGCAGAGACGGAAGUGGAACUUAGAAUUCCUAAAUUCCUUUCAAUUUAGAGAUUAACGAAAUUUGCAAAAUGAAAAGUGCGUUUAGAUAUCACUUCUUUGGUUAUUGGAGCUGAUAGCUGUGACAGGGGGCGACUAAACAAGAUGGGGGAUGAGCAAGUACUAGUUGUAGCAAAAUAUGACUACAAAGCAGAAAAUGCACAAGAGCUGGACAUCAAGAAACAUGAAAAACUUGUUCUUCUGGAUGACUCAAGAGACUGGUGGAAGGUUCAGAACACAAGAAACAAGGCUGGAUUUGUUCCAUCAAAUUAUGUCAAGAGGUCCAAUUCAAAGGCAUCUAAACUCUUCAGUCGUGUGAAGAAGAAUUUGGCCAGAAGGAACAAAAGUGAUACAAAGAUAACUGGAACCAGUCCAAUUGUGAGUCGUAAUGGAGACACAGGAAGUGACGAAAAUAGCAUUAGUAGUGACAUCCAAGCUGUCGACCCGCAACCAGCAAUUGUGAAAUAUAACUACUCACCAAAACGGCCAGAUGAGAUGGAGCUAUUUAAAGGAGAGCGAGUGAUGGUUUUAGAGAAAUCCAUAGAUGGAUGGUGGAAAGGUAGAAAGUCGGAUAAUAUUACAUCUGGUUGGUUUCCCUCAAACUAUGUGGAUCUGGAACCAUCGGAACAAAAUGACUGUACCAUGUACUCCACCGCUGCCUCUCUGGAAGACGACUCUGUAGCAGAUUACUCUACAAAUCACCAUCAAAAUGUCAUAGCUUUGUACGCUUUCCACGCCGAAAAUGCAGAGGAACUCAGUUUUGAAAAGGGGGAGCGGCUAGUGAUUCUCAGCAAACCUCCGGAUGACCCGGAGUGGUGGAAAGCUGUGAACAGUCAGGGAGAGAUGGGGUUAAUCCCCAGGAACUAUGUUCAGACAAUCGAAGUGGAGGAAAAACUGGACGUGGAGUGCGAGACCAAUGCCAGUUCCUGUACGCCUCAGUCUCAGUCCACCAGCAGUCUUUCUAACGCCUCAAAUCUCAGUGUGGUGGGGGUCACUAGUAGAAAACAGUUCCGGGUGUCCGGGCCCCUGGCUGAGAAAGAGUGGUAUUAUGGAAAAAUUACACGGCAGGAGUGUGAGGACAUGUUGAGGAAGUUCGCUGCUGAUGGGGAUUUUAUCAUUCGAGAUAGCGAGUCGGCAAGUGGCAAUUUUACAGUAGUGCUGAAGGCAGCGGAGAGAAACAAACAUUUCCGUGUACAGGUGAACGAAGAAGGAUUGUAUCAGAUAGGCCAACAGAAGUUCGCCAACCUGGAUGAUCUAAUCGAACAUUACAAGAAACACCCUAUAUUUAAGCAGGAGAGUGAGAAACUCUAUUUAGUGAAAGCUUUCAACCUGCCUGCUGAAUUUUGAUCCUUUUGGAGACAGUGCAUAGGCACCAGUGUAAUCAAUGGGUCAUGAUUUGGACAUUGUUUGAUAGGAGUGGCAUUAUUGGCCAAUCUCGGCAUACAAAUUUAGUUUGAAUACAAGAGAUGUCCUAGGAGGCUCACUGCAUAGUUUGACAUGAGAUUAAAUCUGUACUGUAUACUUGUAUUUAUGAUUGUCUUUAAGUUAUUCCUUUUAUCAUUUGCCACGGAAGUUCAGUUUUAAAUUUUCAUCUUUUUGUAAGCUAAUGUAAACAGAUAAUACAGAUUUUCUUUCAGAGAAACAUUAAAAGUAUCUGAUAAUUAGUUGAUUUUUAUGUAAAAUUGUUCGACAAAAGGAGAAACUGAAAUUCAUUUUGUGUAUGUUUUUUUUCUGAAUAACUGAUGAAGAGUGUAGUUUUUCCACUCUUUACCCAUUGGUUUGUAAGAUUGAUUGGUUGUUUUUUGGCCUUUAACACUCUAGGCUCAAAGUACUGAUAAUUUCAGUUGAAAUUGCUGAAACAAUAUAUAUGUACAAUGUACAUGUAUGUUUUUGAUUUAGAUAUCAGUAGACUUUUUCAUUCGUGUGUAUGGUACAUGUUAUAUGUAGGUGAAAAGCUUAUCACGAUUGACUGAAGAAGCUUGCACAUCUUUAAAUUAGAUGGGAAAUAAAUGAAAUCUAGGGUAGAAUCUUUGCUUUAGUAUUAAGCUUUGAAACUCAACAUCCUUUUUAAGUAUUUUGCCUCUGAAGUGUGUAUACCAAUUCUCUAUAAUGAUGGAGUUGGAUGUAGGUCAUAUGACUGUUCACACCUGAGGCAAUGGUUCAAAUGAUAAAAAUAGUUAUUCAUGAUUCAGCUGAACUGUAUUGAUUUACGUUCAUUGCCAUUCUAAAAAAAAAAAUAGAGCACUGUUUAAAAAAAUAUAUAAUAUUUGCAGAGAAAAGAUAUUGCAGAUCUGUAUGCUCUUCUAUUGUGAUCAGGAGAAACAAACUGAAUAAGAGUUAUCAUGGCAUACAUUAUAGGUCAUUAGAUAUAUCACACAACUUACUGAUAAAAAUGUGUAUGAAAUGUUAUUUAUUGAUUACUGAAUGAUGAGCACUUGUUUGCAAUGUUCAUAUAUAAGGAUUAUUAUCUCCCCUUAGUUGUAAAUGAUUUAUUCAGGGUUUCGAUAGUCCCCCUAUAUUAUAUACAUACAAUAAUAACUCUAGUCAAAUAUAGACUUCAAGUGGAUUUUAUCAUGUACACAAUUUUCGCCCCUACAUUAUGUAAUAUGUACAUAUUAACUAUUACUUUCUUUUUCUUUUAAUCUUUGUAGCAGGUUGGCCUCUAUAGUGCUGAUUGUAAGUUUGAGAGAUCAAAUCUUGCUCAAAGUGUAAGAAAGCUGGAUUUCCUAGCUUUUAAUAAUGACUGUGCUUUUGUGUACUUAAAGAUUUGUUUUAGUUCCUUUUUAAACCCUUUUUAAAGAUAACAUUGCAAGGAAAUAUUGGGUUUCUCUUUGCCCUGUGGUGUUGAGUGGACUUCAUCUAAUGAUAAAUCAAAGAUGUGUCAACUUAAUUGUCCUUAAGUGUUUGACAAUUUUAAUUUUGUUUACCAACUCAGUGAUACAAAACAUAUUAAUAAGAUGUAAUAGUAUUAUAUGUCCUUAAUAUGAAGAUAUUUAUCAUUAAACUUCUUUUUUUUCAAUACAUGUAAUCAGUAUCUACAUCAAACAUGAUUAAAUAGGCAAAAACAAAAAAGAGAAGACAAAGAUUAAGAUACAUCACUGUAACAGCUAGUAGAAAGUCUCACUGAAAUACACGAAUCUCACAAAGCUAUACAUGUAGCUUCGAAAAAGAGAAUCUGUUUUUAUUUGAUUGAACAAUUUAUGGCAUAUCAUAUUUGACACAAAUGGGGCAAUUAUUAUUUAAAGUUAAUUUGUACUGUUGGACGUUUUACUUCUUCAGAAUGAGAACACUGGUGCUUAUAAUUGUUCUGAAGCUUCACACUUCUGUGGCUGUGUAUUACAAUGUAUAAGAUUAUGUCCUUUUCCACUUCUAUUUUGUGCAGGUUAGAGGUUCAAUCCUAUCGGGUAUCUGUAAUAUUUUUCGUCGGAGUAAAGAUUCAGUAUUUAUAUGGACUUAUUAAUCUUGAUAUUCUGAGCAAACAAAAUUGGUUCUUUCUUUUACUAUUGUUUUAUUUAUGGGUUAGUAAGUAAAUCACAUUACAAAUGUAAUGAAAGAUUUGAAUGUUGGGGUUAGACGUAAAAAUAACUGGCAUUCUGGACUGUUCAGUAAAACUUGUAAGGUUGAGAGAUCUUGAAAAUGUGCUUUGGAGAAACGGGUCUGUUUUACUGUUUAAAGUGGCCAUGAUCUUGUUACAUGUGUUUUGGUGAAAAUGUGUGAUGUGUUUGGAUGGUUGUCACUUUCAAGAAAUAUAUACUGUACAUGUACUUACGUGGUAAAAAAUAUAGUGAAGUUUUAUGAAGUCAGUAGUAUGCUUAUUGUACAGACUUCAGAUUUUUUUUUUUAAAUUGAAAAAAGGAUAUGUGAUACUGUCAUCUUUUAGUAUUUUUUCCCCCUAUAAAUUAUAAGGUUGAUUUUAUAUACAAUACAUCCAUAUUAAGAGCACAUUUUCCUCUUUUAAGAUUGUCUUUUUUAUGGAGUAUGGAAACAGCUUUACAACAGAAGUUUAAAGACCUGAGUUGUUCAUUUCUUUUUGGUUUUAUUUUUGAAUGAAUAACACUUGUAUAGUUGUGGCUUAAUAAUUCAGUUGUAAAUGGGGGUUGUGCAUUUAUCUAUUAGAUUUUAACAAAGACAUUUUGUAUAACUGCAUGACAACUGAAUAAAUUAAGAUGUAAAACAAA
Molecule: messenger RNA, 4413 nt
Organism: Magallana angulata
Lineage: Eukaryota; Metazoa; Mollusca; Bivalvia; Ostreida; Ostreidae
Product: cytoplasmic protein NCK1-like
Exons: 3
Coding region: 341-1582 (413 amino acids)
Molecular function (GO): protein binding
Source: RefSeq, a predicted model, not a curated record